Molecule: messenger RNA, 19654 nt
Organism: Pocillopora meandrina
Lineage: Eukaryota; Metazoa; Cnidaria; Anthozoa; Scleractinia; Pocilloporidae
Source: the annotation of a GenBank genome assembly
CUUGUAGGCGCUUACGACAAACAUCCUCGAUUCGGCUGAGCACUGACUCUUUACAUAAUGGUUGUAUUCAGUUUCUAUAUUUGAUAAAGGUCCUUGGCAUCAGCAGUUUCGCAUAUUGAAUACUGCCAUUAUUCCACCUCAGUUGUUACACCUCAAUUGCUAGUGAAAGGGACUGCUGUAAAGGAUGGACGCUCCCCAGGUUGGUAAUUCGAUAUAAACACAUCAGUUGAUUUAAGAUCUGGAAAAUAUAUUUACAACAUCAACUAAUAUGAUGAUUUCAUAUUUGGGUGAAUUGUGCCACGGAUGUAUAUUCUGAGUCUUGCUGAUAACAAUUUUGAUCAGGCCUGGGUACACAAAUUUUCGUUUUUCUGUGUCAACUCAGGUGAAGUAUAAAUUUCUUGAACUCAGUUGCGAUGAGCACUUUAGUCUGAUAAAAAAUAUCAGCUUUGCAAAAUAUGCUGUCACGCUUUGUUUCCCUUUAUUGCCCUCUAUUUUGUAAUAAAACUAAGUGUUUCACUGACCUGCCGACACAUUCUGAAGCAUCUAAUUUGCGAGCAAAUUUCUUCUUUACAUUCAGCUUCACAUCCACAAGGCGGGAUGGACUGUAUUAGUUUUUGGUUUGUUUCUUACAACUUUUGGAGUGUGGUGGACAUGCUUUCUUGUGUCAUAUGCCUUGCUGUUUGUUUUUGGGUGAGUAAAGCAAUGUUUUUUUUCAAAUGAUAUUAAACAACCGACCAAGUAUUUUCCUUUUAGCAAAGAAGGACUGUGUCAGAGAUAAAAGCUCAGUCCUUCCACCUUAUAUGCAUAUUUGCCAGUUGAAAUGUUGUAAAUAUUCACCCAAUUGUGAAUGGAAUACAGUACAUCCAAAGAUGUCUUUGAGCUUUAGAAUAGCAAUGGUUGUCUCUUCACAAAUAUGUUCUUAAGCAGUCAGUGUUAGGGAGACUUUAAUGUGAGCCAGUUGACUUGCUGAAGAUGGAAGUGGAUGUCUUCUCUUUCUUGAAACAGCCAUCAAGAGAAAAAAGGUUUUAUUAAAGAAAAAGGAAAAAAAUGAUUCUUUUACCUUUCGCAUGCUUAAAAUACUUAGUGUGAAAUGUGGUUCUGAAAUGUGUUUUACAACUGCUUUGAAGGUACAGUUAAUAAUGUUUACUUGGCUUGGUAGAUUUGUUAUGGUCCUUGGCUACUGGGGCUAUUUAAUGUCACAAGAGAUGAGGCAAAAUACUUUGGAGGGAGACUUUGGUCCCAUGACAAAGGGACUUGGAAAAGUAAUCCAAGAAAUUCAGCUAAGUAGAAUGGCACUGAAAAUGGACAAGCGACUGACUGGUUCCAGCAUCAUUGAUGAACCAUUACAAGAGGUAAAGUCAUAGUCCAUUAUGCUGUUGUGUUCAUUUUCACAGAGGUGAUAUUUAUUGGUUUGUCGUAGUCAACAAUUUGCAACAAGUACGAUAUAGUACAAUGCAUGAAACAGUUGUAUAAUCAGUAGCUGGAGAUUUGCAGGUCACACUCUUAAUCAAAAUAAUCUCAAGGUUAAGUUUUUCAUAUUUAAUUCUUGUUUCCACCUACAGGUUUUGCAGCUGUUUUUUCGUGAUUAUGUGCAUGACUGGUAUUACAACAGCAUUAGUACAGAUGAAGGCUUCCUUUAUGAUCUUAGACAGACCCUGCAGAGAGCACUGGUAGCUUUUGCCAACAGGUGUAUGUGUGUGAAUUUAAGAUCAACACAGAGGUUUAGGGCUAACAGUAAUUUUCAAAGAAACAAAACGUCAGUCUUAUAUCUGUUCAAUCAAUUUUCACUAAAUCUAAAAUUGUGGCCUGAAAGCCAUUUAGUCAAAUUAUAUAUAAUUUCUGUUAAUAUCUCACUUAAUCAAGGUAAAUUCUUUCAGAGUGUUAAAAUUUUACAUUUUUGAGUGACUAGUUUAUUUUGCAAACUCUUUUUUCUCAAGCUGUGAUGGACUGGACAAUGUGUAGUAUAAUUGGAGAAUAAUUUUUAAUGCUUUCAAUUCUUGGGAUAGUAUUAUCUGUGGAAAUGUCUCUUUUUGCCUCCACUUAACUUAGAAAAGGUUAAUCCAAACAUUUUGUUGUGUUAGAGGGCUUUUUGGAUGUUGGUGUGUUAGAUAAUUUUAACAGUUUUAUUUUUAGGUCCAAAGAUGUUGAAUGGGUGAAUUUCUUAACAACACGAUUUGUUGAUGAUAUCACUAAUCAUUUGAAAAUAUAUCGCAAGACGAAACAGAGAUUAGAAAAAGGUACAUGUAAAUGUAGGAAUCAAUAUUGAUGUAAUGUGAUUUAUUGCCUUGUAAACAGAGUUAACUUUUAAUAAUUAUUAUUCCAACAGUACAUUUCUGUUGGAAAGGCACAAUCUCAAAACAUUAGCUCAUAAUCUUUACUUUUUGUCCUCUGACCUCAUAUCGGACUUUGUGAUAGAGAUUUAUUCUGAAAUCUUUUUGAGAAAAAUCAUCUACACAGUCCCAUCAAAUCAGUUUGAUUCCAUUUAGAAACAUUUUUGGCGUAAUGUAAAUGUAUGUCAUUCCAGUUUCUUCUUGUAUGAACCAGUUUUCAUGAUUUCUUUUAGUACAGACCUUGUAAAUAGAAUUAAAAGUGACUGCAAUAAAUCAGAUUAUAUCAGUGGUGGAGGAUAUUCAGUUUAUCAUAUUUACCUUAGUUUAAACAGUCAUGCAACAUACAGUUUUGCAGUAUGCAAGGUUCCCUAUGAUAGACUCAUGUAGGUUGAAUUUAUUGUAUUUAGUUACUGUUACUAUUAAAUGGAAACAUUUUGUUUGUUUUCUUUCUUAAGCUGAUGAUAAUACAUCACUUGAUAUAGAAACAGCAUUCUUUCAAGUGGAAUAUGAAAUGGAAGGAGAAAUAUGUAGAGAGCAAAUAUGUUUAUCAGAGGGAAAAGAAAAAGGUACUGCUGCAUGGUGUCAUUAAACAAUGCCAUUUUGUUUAUUAACACUAGUAGACCUCUACAUAUAUUUGUCCAAAAAUAAUAGGUAACAAGACUUCAUGUCGUCCAAUUCUGUCUGUAAUCAUACUCAUGAUUAACAAAUCGAACUCCUGCUUUGUGGUAGUCCGAUUUUGUUAAUGACUCAGAUGAUUACAGACUGAAUUGAACUCCACUCUGUCCUGUUACCAUUAUAAAUUGGACUGGUGAUAACCAAUCAUGUUCAAGAAUUUAGUUAUAGUUUGGAUUAAAUAUAAAAAACAGGAAAAAGAAACAGCAGUUAGGAUCCUUUAAGACAACAUGUAACUGUACUGUUUAUGUAUGGGUCUUUAUAGUAAUUUCAGAGGACUUGAAAUGCAUUAAGUUGGAUUCCAACCUUUUAGUUGUUGAGACUUACUAUAAAACAAUUUAAUUUAAUUGCCUGAUGAUGAUCGACUGUAUUACAAGUUACCAUACUUUUAUUGUUGGCAAUAACAGGGCUCAGGCAUAUAAGGGGUGAAUUACGCUAUCCAGCAGAUAAAUGAUAGCAAAACGUAUAGCGUUAUCCACCAGAUAGAGAUUUAGUGUACAUUCCUUUGGGAGAAUCCGGAUCAGAAUUUCUGAUCUGUGGCGUUCCUUUUGAGCAAAUCCAUUUUCAGAUCAGUGAUCUAUCAAAUCCACUUUGGACAAGGAUUUAUUAGAUCACUGAUCUGCAUGAUCUAAAGAUGGAUCAUCAGAUCAUUGAUCCAACUCGUUCCUUUGGGUGAAGGAUCCGAAAUUAAUCAUUUUGCCCAGUGCUGCUCAAUUUCAAACAAGUACCGUAGGUACCUCAUAUAUUGACCAGAAAGAUUGUUGGCAAUUGCUCCACAAAUUCUGCAAUAAACACAAAAUAAAAUCAAUCUGCCACUGAUCACAGGCAUUCAGGGUUCUCAAGUAUCCAUAUCGUAAUCAAUACUUGCUUCUGUUUUCAUUCCAUCGUUUGAGUUUACCAUUAAAAAAUGUGCCUCUGAUGAAUAAUUAGCUAAUUAGAAAAAUUGUGCAUGCUAAAAGCCUGUGCAGUUAGUUGAGCCAUUCAGGAAGAGCUCAAUAACCCAUGUGCAUACACAAGUCUUAAAAUAGCCCCACUUUUGGAAUUCUCUGAGAGCUCGUCUAAAACUCUGUUCCUUUCAUGCACAGUGAUCUGUGUGAUCUUGGAUCACAAAUCCUAAUCUGGAUCCUUUCAAAGGAAAGCACCCUUUCCCAAUGGAUAGCAUUAUCUGAUCUUUGAACAACCGGGGCCAGAUCAUUAAUGUAACUGCAUGAGUGUAUGAGUACUGUGCUGUAAGUUUAAAUGACAAAUGGAUAAACAUUUAAAAAAACAAAGAUCCGACCAUUAAACCCUCAAAAUUAUUUAUUAGGAGGAUUGUUUUCUUAACUUGCACAUCAUCAUUUCAUGGACAAACUGUAUCUUUCAGACUACCUCUCAGACAUCAGUGAAAUGCUGCUUUAUUUACUGCUGCCCCCUGAAGACUUUCACAACAAACCAUUCAGAUACUUUUUCAGGGUGAGAGAAUUCUAAUGUUACUAACUGCCCAAGAGUGUUAUUAGCUGGGACUGUUUUAGUUUUUAUAGGAAAAAAAGUUAUGAUGUUUGGUUAUCAAAUGGCAAUUUUUUAAAAAUGUGGAACUUGGAAUAUUGAUUUACAAGAACAGUGUAUGGCUCAUGACCCAAGGUAAAAACUUGCACAAUAUUGAUAUUUCUACAGAAGGCGUAGUAAGGAAAAACUGAUUUUAGUGCUAGCAUCCACUUUCAAUUUUAAUGCCUGACAUGUAUUUGAAGCCAGGUUUAUGUUUACUCAUGCAGUUUUUUGGAAUAAGCAUCCAGCAGCAACAGAGAGGUUUUUGUAAAUUUAGAAAAUAAGUAAUUUUAAUUCAGAAUGACACCUGGCAUUCAAAACCUUGAAAAUCAUUAUCACAGUCUUGUUAUUGGGCUCAUCCAAUCAUGAAGAGUAGGGUAGGUAUCAGGAAUUAUAGGAGAAUUCUGUUUCACAGAAACACUGAAAAAGUCAGAUAAUCAUCUUGUUUAUAUUAUUAAGAAUAUAUCUAUGUAUACAUAUAUGCAAACCAUAUAUAUAUAUAUAUAUAUAUAUAGCUGUAUACUUAGAUAAUUAUUCUAGAUCAAAGAGUGUAGCACUUGUGAAGCAUUCCUCUACAGGUUAUGCUAUAACAGCAAGGAUAACCAUUCAUUGGCAAACUCUUGUUCAGUAGGAGUAUCAACAGUCACAAUAGCAGCAGCAUCUCAUGAUUGAUCAGGCCCAUAAUGCAGUCUCAAAAUUAAUCACACACUUUAAAUGCAUGCAUGUACAUUGUUGUGAAUUUUAAUUCUUUUACUCUUCUCCCAACAGGAAAUGAUUGCUACUUGUGUACUGUUUCCAACAGUGUCCAUGAUUUGUGACCCAGACUUCAUUAACCAGACAUUAGCUUGGCUGGUUAGUUGAAAAACACAUCUGACAUGUAGUUCAAUAAACAUGUAUCAAAUUGUUUACUAUAAAAAUUGUUUACUAUAAAAAAGAACAGCAGCUUUAAUUUCAAGAAAUUGUUGAUUACAUGAAGUGACAAUACAUGGUAUUUGGCCAGUAGAUGAUAUCAAGUCACUACAAGUAACUGUGCUAGUGGUGAACUGGUUGUCCCUGGUAGUCUGUAAAAUAUUCAGGAGUGGAAAAUAAUGUAGUCUUGUAGGAUACAUGCAUUAACCCAUGUUAGAUUGAUUCAUAGGGUAAUAUUUACCCCUAUCUCUGCUCAAUGUAACACUGAUUGGUAAUAUUAAGUCACGUCCUUCUUCUUUGUAUAGUGCAAAGACUCUACUUUUACUAAAGAAGCCUUCAUGACAGUUAUUAGGUGAGGUUGUGAAGACUUUCACAGGAAUAUUAAAGCUUGCUUGUUGUAAGAUAACAAAGUUAUCCACAACCACAUUUUGAAACUGGUGAAUGUGGAUAAAGAGACUACUAUGAGCUCCAAGAUGACAUGAUAAUGCAUGUGAUGGCAUACAACUUUUCUGGGUAGAAUAUGAUAAUUACCUAACCAGACAGAUAAACAACCAGUUCAUGCCCAAAAUAUUAUUUAUAGUGUCAGAGUUUGCCUUUAAGGGAAGGAAUCAGUGCUGUAGAAGAUGUUGAGGGAACAAAAGAUAAAGUUGACUUAGAGAUUGCCAAGUUAAGAGCACAUGAUUCAGAGACAUCAGGUAUCCUGCUAACAUGGUUAACUUGAAUUCUUUGCUGAUCAUAAUUAUUGAGAGUUAUGAUAAUUUUUGUUUCAUUGAAUGUGAUAAUGAUAACAAGACAACCACAACAUGUUUGUUCCAAAUUUAUCACUAUUUGUUAUUAACUUAUAUAAAAUUAUAAUUAAUCACCAGAUGCAGCUGAUACUGCAGUGAGGCAACAGUUAAGCAGCCUAAUCUUUGUUAAGAAUAUUUGUGAAGCAAAGAUUAGAACUCUAAAGUAUGGUAUUGGAGAACUACCUUCCUUACCUUCGGUAAGUAGAACAGAAACUGUAUCUUCAGUUUGCCAUUGCCACUAUUAGUGCAUGUAGAAAUGUGCAAAUUUGACUGGUUCAAGAUAUCUGGCUACAGUGUAAGUGGGUCUUUUGUAGCAAAACAAGUAAAUUAAUAAUCAAAUGAUAAAAGAAUCUUCAAAGCCAAAAUUAUCUGGAAAACUUUUGAGAAUUGUUAUAAGCUUAAAUUUUUUGAGUAUGAUGCUUCUCAAUCAAUAGAUUUAUUUCACCAAGACUAAGGUGUUAAGAUUGUUUUUCCAUGUUUCAACAAAGGAGGAGUAUCCAUUUUAUGUAAAAUUCAUAGGAUAUAAAACUUCAAGAAAAUAAUUCAGGGGAAAAUUAUAGAAUUAAAUUUGUUUUUGAUUUGAGGAUAGUUUGUUUGUUUGUUUGUUUGUUUGUUUGUUUGGCGAUCUACAAUUGGCUGUGACCCUGCAUUUGAAGGAAAUGUUUUUAAAAAAUGUUGAUUUGUUAACUUGAUGAUUGCAAGACAUGUUGAGCAGAAUAAUUUGAAAACAGCUGUAAGGGUGUUAUAGGACAAACCUUUCAAUGGUAAAUAUUAACUUAUUAAUCUUCCUUGUAUAAAUUUUUGAUAGUGAGACAAUUAAAAAGGUUCCUUGUAAAUUCUAAGUUGUUCCGGUUACUAGGAAAAAAAAGAAUGGGAACAGUUCCCAACAUACAUAUCGCAGGAGAAAGAGACUGCUGCACAGUUUUUGUACUUGUUUUGUAUGGUAGAAUCAAUUUGAUUAACAUAAAUGGCCAUGACCAUCUUUUGCUUGGUUAUCCAACAGGAUCAGCUUGAUGAAUUGAGCAAACUUCUGUCACCCAAUCAGUCUCUGCCUGUUCUUCCACUUCAAGUUAUUUUGGAUAACAAUACAGCCCUGUCUUACUUUAUAGGUGCGUGUAACAAAUGUUAUAAUUGUAGUCAAAAUCUCAAAAUAAAAACUUAGCUGUGCUAUUCGAUCCCUAUUAUAUUUCAACAAGUAAAUUGUGGUAUCAAAGUUAAUUGUGCACCCUUGAGUAAUAUAUUCCUAUUGUGCAGGCUGAUGACUGGUAUAUGUUUCUGUUGAUCAUGAAUGCUUACAGAGGAAAUUUCUUGUUACACAAUAUAAAAAUGUUGUAGAAUAAUUGGUUUGUGUGUCAGCUGUGCUUUCAUUAAGAUAUGAAGCAUGUGAGAAAGUGAGGGAGCACUCAACAAGCUAGGGUGUCAUCCAGGUGCUUCUGUCAUUUCAAUGCUCCCAAGGGGAAUGAUAAGUUUUCCAACAUACACCUGUAGAUAGCACAGUAAUGGGGACAGGAGUUGCAGUGGACAAAAGCCAGAUGUUCAGCAGGUACUCUAAGUCAUCAAGACCGAACAGUCUGAUGAGACUCCCUCAGAAGUGCUUGGAGAUGCAUCAAUAUGAUCUUCAAAUUUGGCAUCAUCAGCACAGCCUAAAUUCCACUUGCUGUUUCCUUUCAGCUGAGCACUUUUGAUAAAUGCGUAAACUAUCAGGUUCAUUCACUGGGUAGACAAACCUUUCUCUGGAUUCAAUGAACUUGUUUUCUCCACACAUAAAAGGCAAGACCAAAAUGUUUAGCACUUUUUGAAAUGGAAAGACAAUACUCCCCUGCUGAGUUUUUUUGUCUGUACACAUAGUUGUUUUACAGAUCAUUGCCAGUGGUAAAUUUGUUUGAGGUUAUUUGAAGGAGGCCACAGAUUAUCAGCGUUUCUGUUAUUGUACAUGUAGAGUGUCACCCCCUAUAUGUGAAGCCUGUUAUUAUUAUUUUCUUAAUAUUGUCAUUAUUAAUUUUAAUUAUUCAUAAUAAUUAUAAAUUUUUUAGGGUUCCUCUUUUCUUGCAGAGUUUAUGAACAGUAUCAACGGACAAGUGUAUCUUUACUUUUGGUUGGCAGUUGAGGUAAACCUUUCCUCUUUUAUCCAAGACACCAAUACUUGCAUAGUCUCUGGUUUGACCAGUGUACCAGAUUGAACUCUCAGAACUUGAAGCUCUUAAUGGGUGUUGUUUAAAAAUAUCAACAAUUUUAAGGGUUAAUGUAUUCUGAUAAAAUAAAGCAAUUCUUGAAACAAAUUGUUGUGCUUCACAUUUUCCACUCUAUUUGCUUAUCUUUUUAAAUGAGAGAAAAGAAUGGAAAGCAUUUUUUCAAAUUAUAGUUCACUGUAUGGAUGUCUAUGCACAAGUUACUUUAUAGUAAAAUGAAACUUGACCAGCUCCUGAUGCUGUGAAAAUGCUAAUCUCAAUGCCAACUUAAGGAAGAAUUCUAUCUGCAUGCUGGCAAAUUUAGUGAGAAGGAACAGCAAUGAGCAGUUACAUGUGCAUUAUACAUUGGAGAGAAAAUAGCCCUCUAAGAUUUGAGUCUUUCUUUGAAAAGUCAGAAAAUCGUAGGUAUUAUGGACAUCAGAAAAUAGUUAUUGAAGAUUCUGAAGUCAUGUAAAAACCUAAGAAGGGGAGAAGAAUUCCAAAUUAGUUGGAGACAACUAAUUAAAUGUUGAUUGUGUUAUAAAUAUUGAGUUAUGUAAUGGCCUUUUCACUGUAACUUAGUCAAUCAUAGUAUUGUCAGCUUCAAAUUCAUAUUGUGAACCCCGUCUCUACUCCUGUCAGAGUUAAAGUUCUAAACCUGAAUGUGGUGUUUAUUCAGUGUUUUUAAUAUUUGCAGUAUAUCCUUUUUUGGCUAAGGUUGCAUGGAUUAUUAAUAAUUGGAUAAGACAAGUUAAUUUUUUCUUGUGUUGCAGAGUUAUCGUGUAACUGCUGAGCAGCAGCUGUCACUGUGUUUGGAACAGCUGCUAGUCAGGGAGAGUGAUGGUGGAGACAAAGUACAGCAUUAAGAUUAUUUCUAGUUAUACAUGGGGGCAACCCUUAAAUUACUUCAACUCUUGCAUAAUGCAUAGCGCAAAGAUACAAACACAUAAUGGAAAGAUACAAAUACGUAAAUCAAAGAUACAAAUGUAGGCAUGCCAGGCAUGCAAGAGUAAUUUUUUGACAUGAGUGAGCUGGGAUGGGAAAUUUAGAUAUUUCUUUUCUUUGUAUUUGUGUUUUCUAAAAAGUCUUUUCAUUUGUGGUUAUCUGCCACAUUCAUGGUUAUGGUAGUAGAGUAAGAGAAACUUAAUUAUUCAUAAUAAUUAUAAAAUGAAAUCGUACAAGAAGGUGAAGAUGUGACCUUUGCAGGUGAGCUGUAAUCAAAGAAAUUGCAGAAAAGAAGACUGAUAAAAUUCUGGCUUUGAAAGGAUUUGAACAACUGAUUAUACAUACAUUUACUUCUUAAAGUACAAAAUCUGUUUUUUGUCACUUUGUGUGAGAAAAGGUAACAGACAACAAUUUACUCUUGCUUUGAGCAUUAGUUUUGUAUCCAAAUACCCUAGAAGCAAAUCUAAAGUCUUGUGAGGGUUUCAUCCAUUUAUAGAUUAUCUGGAUACCCAGGUAUCCUUUAUAUAGAGCACAGGUCAUUUAAAGGAAUGAUUACUUUUUGCUCUCUUUCUUUGUUAGGAGCAUUGUAUGGUUGCUGAAGAUUUGGAAGUGUUAAGAUUGGCAGCUCAAAAUAUUUUUGAUGAGUACUUGUCAGAAACGGUAAGUACUCAUUUGGAAACGUUCUUGGAUUCAUGUUGUAUUGUGUCCUUAAAGAGGGUUGUGUUUUUAGUACAAAAUAAAUAUUGUUGUAGCCACCCAUUGCCAAAACAACAGAAUGUUUCUUGAUUCACCAAUAAUAAUAAAGCAAGCUAACAAAAUUUUUCUCAGUUUUUGAAGCAUAAGGCAAUUUAUGUUAGUCAAUGUUCUUUUUGGUGAACUUCUAGGCCAGCCCCAGAGUUGUGUUAGCGAAGGAGUUACCAAAGAAAAUUUUCAAGCGUAUUGCACAGGAGGAACCAUCCCCAAGUUGCUUUGAUGACUGCCAGGCACAGGUGAAAAUUGAGCCAAAGAAACAAAAAAAGCUGCUUAUUUUCAGUUUUAAAAUAUGUUUGUAACCCUUGCAUCAAGCAGUGCUCUCCAUGUUUGUGUGGUUUGUUAACAUAUUCAGACUAAAAGUGGAAUUUAUCAUCAUAAUCAUCACAUGUCAGUCAAGUACAGGCACAGUGUUCCUUCCACUGGCUAAUGAGAGUUGACAGGAUGAAAGGUUGCUUAAAACAAGUCACAUCUAGUUUUGAUUUGAUCUAAUAAAGGUGUUUAAUCUGCAGUGAAAUCGUGCUAUUGAAGAAUGAAAACAUCACCAUAGUAUCCUAUACAGGGCCACAGCCAAAGGAGUAUUUUUGCAUGCUAUAAUUAUUGUCUUUUUUAAAUGGGGCAGGUUUAUGAAAUCCUUGGAGGAGAAUCAUAUUAUGGGUCUUUCCUGAAAAGCGAAGCCUAUGUGAGGUGUGUAAUGCCUGAGGUCAAGUUAAGUGUCAGUAGCUUACAGAAAUAUAGAAAAUAAGGCAAAUGGUUAUUGAAAAUACAUAUACAUGGGUUGGCUGUAGCAUUAGGAUAUAUUAAAGGACACUUGUCAUGGGUUUGGUAGUAAUGCUUGCUCACGAUGAUUAACAUGAUUUGCUUGUAAUAUAAAUAGUGAGAACUUUCUUUAUAUCAUAGAUGUCUUCUGGAUUUGGAAAUACCUCUAGACAAACCAGGUAUGUUUGAAAUAUGCCAAAUUUUGUCACCCUCUUAAGGGUGUCCUACUGCUGAGCAUGUUAAAAAGGUUUUUAAUGUUAUUAUGAACAAACAAACAUUGACAAUAUCUAUAGCAGAUAUUGCAUUUUUCAUGUCAAAUUCAAAGUUUGCUUAGUCCAAAACCCCUCUUUCUUUUCAUGUGCUCAAACUUUCCCAGACUCAGAGAAUGUCUUCUUUAUUCUAAAAUGUUUAGUAAAACAAUUAUUGGAUGAUGCUGAGCAUGAAUCAUUAAACCUCAUAUUUCUGUUAUUUGCCUCAGCCUUUGGCUUCAGCAGAUAAUUCAGGCUUCAGUUUUGAUAAUUUAUGAUAUCAUGUUCAACCUCAUCCAGUAAUUGCUCAAUACAUGUUGUGGGCUGACAUGAACUGGUGUCCAACCAGCUACAAAUGAGUCAGGGUCAUGGUCUUGAGAUUUAUGAGUCUAUAGACACUUAAAGAGGAUACCCAGUAAGUCAUUGGUCAGCCAACAUAAGAAGUGGUUUAUCUGUGAACACUAUAUGGUGAUAAUUUUUCUAUUCAUCUUGAGUAGUUGUCAAACAUUAUUUGAGAUAAAAAAUUGCUAUCACCUUUUCUGAAAGGUUUAUCCCAGUGUUGAAAAUGAAAGUGUUCCUUAUGCCCCUGAAACAAAUGAUUGUCAAAAAAUGUAUCCGCUCUUAUAAAGUUUUAGUUACACAACAUCUCAGUUUUUGUGUAGGUAUCCACUUAAAGAAUGCCUCCUUAAAUUAAGAUUCCUGCCCAGUAGAUAUAGAUCAGGUUCCUGCUUUUUUUGGUACAUACUACUUUCUUUGCAGGUCAGCUUAAUUCAUGAGAGCUAGGUGACAUGAUUGUGGGAACUGAUUGAUAUAGCUGAUUUGAUUGAAACAGAUUUCAAGUCUAUAACUUCAUUUUUUUCUGUUUUUCAGAUGACAAUGUAGUGGAUGAUGGUAAUUUUUUUUGUCAGUUAAUUUUCACCUUUAAUACCACCUUUUAGAAUGCUAUUGGAGAUUUUAGGUAUAACUAAGAACACUUCUCUCUUAUAUCAUCAACUGUACAUAGUACAUGUUGGCCGCGGCCCGCCAAGUUAUUUAAAUUGAUUAUUCACAAUAUGUUUCAGAUGAUGCUGCCAGUAUCGACAGUGAAUUUUCCCAACCUGAGGUUUGUUGACAAGUUUAUUACAGCGAAAGAUCUAUAACUAGCAGACAAUCUCUGAUCGGAAAAGCGAUUAAUGUCCUUUGACACCAUUUGGUGAUUAAUACAAGUGGAUGGUUCUAUGGGUACAUAAUAAUUAGUCCCUCAAAGAUUUCUAGGUGAUUGCUAUGAGUGGACUAAGGUAGUCACGAAUAUUUUGCAAGUAUUAUUGAUGUUGUUUACUGAAGUGCACUACGUGUCGAUACGUAAGAGAAUAAACACAACCAGACCAGGAGUAAUUCUGCAAAUUUUUUUUUUCACAUGGUUCACAUUGUCAUACUGUUUAUACUUUGAUCUUUGUCAAUCAAGUUUUCAUACGAAGUUCUGUCAACCACUACUGACAAUGGAAUUAAAAAAAAUUAUCAUAUUCAUCAGGAGAGUACGUUGGCCGUAAAGCUGUGGACCCCUGAUGAUGACAUAAGACUGAAUGCUACCAUCACUCAAACUGGUACUUUUUGCGUUAGUUUUCAUACUUACUUAAAAAACAGUUCAUUUUGUGCCUACUGUGCCUUCCUUCUAGAAGGCUGUAGGCACUAUGGACACAAUUUUUUGUUUGGUUUGUGAAAAAAUCUGUCAUCAGUUUAGUGAGACAAGUGCGCUCGGUGAUUUUUUUUUCAUACCGAAACUUGUCAAGCCUCACCAAUCCUGAAUGGCGCCUCAGAGCAGGACAAAUUUUAGUCAGCCCUGUGCGCCCGGGCCUUAUGUUAUGGUGUCGUUCAAGUCCGUAAAUCUUCCCUCAAGCCCAUCGCAGUUUUCAAAAUGGCUGACCAUCGUCACACACUCGUAACAUCUCUUGUGACUCGUCCUGGUUCAGUUCCGACACUGGCCAUCGUUGAACGAAUCUGAUCGGGUUUCUUCGGAUUCAUAUUUGAAUUUUUCGUGUUUCGUUUAAUUUUUUUUGCGGGCGUCACCUCUGCAUUUCGACAUUGUUAUCGAUUUGAACGUAAGCACAUGUGGGUUUACUCUGAACAUAUCUAACAAAUCUUAGAAGAAAAAUUUACGUUGAAGAAAAAUGCACCACAUUCCUUUUUUACUGCAAUACACUACAACCACCCAAAAGUAGGCACAUGCAGUCACAGGCUGCCUUUUUUUUUUGGUGAUUCAAGUCUCCAUAUUUUGACCUCGCAAAAACGAUGUCCACUUGACUUCAAUUUUUUUGGUAAUUUAACAAAGUCCAGGAUCUAUCCGAUUACUGAGCUCAGCAUUACUAUUAACUGGUCUGAAAUACUUUUCAGGAAAAGUUCGUAAUGUUAAAAUACUUACUUCUUGUAGGUGCUUGUAAAGAUGAUGGCAAAACGUACGCCUUGUACACCAUCAACGUUUAUCGCGCGUCUUCAGAGGGAACAAAAUCUUGGACAGUUUUCAGACGAUACAGUGAUUUUGAUGAUUUACACCUGCAUCUAAAGGAAAAGGUGAGCCAUUUGUUGUUGUAACCAUCACUUGACUUUUUCUAAUGAGAUGUUAUUUAGGGUUGCAGUAUUCAUUUGUAACAUGAACAAAUUACGUAAUUAGUGAUUUGAAAAUGAAGACUCAGAGCUGUCUAAACAUGACCCCUUUUUUUACAUUCAAUUGUUUUAGAAAACUUCCAUGGAUAGUUUAUUUAUUUGCUUUUUUUAUUUUUCUUUACAAUCUUGAUUUGGGGAAAGGGUCAUUCACGUACUGUCAGAAUUGCGGGGAGGAGGGGGUGGGGGUAGGGGGAAGGGCCAAACCUUCCCUCAUGUUAUAUCGGUGUUAUUUUGUUCAUUCAUUUCACCUUUACAGUUUGGCUUGAUCCCCAGUCUUCUUCUUCCUGGAAAACGAACGUUUCACAACUUGGAUAAAAAAUUUCUUGAGAAAAGACGGAUUGCUUUAGACACAUAUUUACAGGUGAGAGAUCAGCAUUCAGUUGAGAUUUCAGUUUUACUUUGUUUAUGACUCUAGAGAACUAUUGCGCUGACUAGAACUUACAUGUUUGGGAAAUGGAGUUCAGAUCAGUGUGAGGCCAUGCUUCGAGUAAGGAGAGUUGUGCCCAUUGCCAUGGGAAGAGUGAAUCAUACCAUACUUAAAAUUUAGAUGGAAUUCCAAAAAAGAUUCGAUCCUCAACGAAGUUAGGGUAAAGCAACUUUGUUAUCAACUCAGCGAAGCUGCGUUGUAGCAUUUUAACACACUAGUAACUGAUUACGGAAACAUACCUAGUCUUCUACCAAUAAGUUUUUCACGUUCAUGAAGUUUUACUUUUGAAUCGGUCUUUGCAGAACCUUUUGUCCACAGAAACUCUUGGCCUACAUUUGGGUAUGUUUGAAAUCGCAAACAACUUUCUGAUACCUGGACCAUAUGCUCGUGAGAAGGGACAGUUUGCAAGAAAGGUGUGUCUACAACUUCACCCUAUCAUGAUCAGAAGCACGCUACGCCAGAUAUCUUAUACGCAAUUUUUCAAUUUUUUUUAUGAACAAUAUCAAGCUUCAAUCGUCACAUUUUGCAAAAAAAAAAUGUUUCACAGAUUGACUCCAGGCCUUAUUACAAAUAGCAAUUAUUUGGUUGUAGGAUUAUCCUUGUGAACCUGUGGAAAAUCAUUUGGCAGGUGAACGAUUGACCUGUGUUUAGUCUGUUUAAAAUCCGUUAGAUUUAUUUGCACGCACACGAUUGCUCUAAAUGUGUCAUUUCAAAUUAAAUUGUAACAAAAUUCAGUUUCAAACGGAUAUAUCUUUUCAAACGGAAGUUGGGGAAUAUCUCAACCUUGGAUGCAAGGUUUGGAAAAUUUUGUCUAUCUCUGUCGAUAAAUGCACUCGCCACCUUUAUCACCCACGUCUAAUGCUGACGUAAAAGUUGUCUACAACCGACAUUUUCAUUUUCGUUAUCACGUCUUUAAAGGGGUAAUGGCGGGGCUGAAAACAACUUUGUAGGUUUUAGGUCAACUUCUGAUGAAUUUAAAAAUUUUCGUUAACGUUUGUGUAGUUUGUAGGCUUAAUGUGAACUUCCCAGUAUUCCAGAAAGUGCAUUCAGAUUAUUAAGUUUUUAGCGUUGUCUCCUGUUAAUGCUUUGUAUUGUGUUGUUUUUCACAGGUCGAUACCCUCGUGGCUCCUAUUCGUCAUGUAUCCCAUGCAAUAAAGACAGUACCAGACAGUUUGUCAGGAGGGGUACAAAAGAUUUUCACCAAGGUACGGCUUAUACAUCUCGUUUGUCGGUUGGUUUGAUAUCGAUUACAAAAUAAUCAAAUCUACAAAGUCAUAUCUGCUACAUCUUAGAGAGACACAUGUAACUUGCGUGAAUGUUUGACAUGUAUGCUGUGGAAAAUCCCCAAAUGGUAAUCAAAAAAGUUAGAAAUGAAUUCCUAAGAUGUUGCUCAGUAGUUCUUAUUUAAGCUAUAGUCAAAUAUUAUGGUGAUGCAACUUCAGAGAGGCCUUGUUGACCCUUUGCCUCCACAUUUUUCAGCCAGGGAAUAGACGUGACUUAAAGGAAGACACAAGACAGUUUUAUGCAGAAAUUGACCUAGAGGUGAAAACUCUGUUUAUUUGGAGGCUCAUUGUUUUUCUGUUGUUCUACACUUUCAAUGUUUUUCCAUGAACCAAGACUUAUAUAUUAUUUUUUUCCAUAUUUGGUCUUUGGCAUGAAGCCAGGUCCUAUGGUUGGUUUUUCUCGGGACGCUGAAAUGUGAAUCACCAACAGAAGUCUUUCAAGGGACUCCCUAAAUUUUCAUUCUUUUUGUAUGAUUUUCUUGGGCACUUACAGCAUUAAAACACUCUGCUCGACCGUCAAUCGCUGUUCCAUAUUUGUGCAUCAAAAUGCCUGAUUCAUAUCAUAGUGUUCCAUGUUAGACAAAAGAUCAAGUAUGAGUAAAUAACAGGUAACUAACACUUCAUACACUGCUUCGAAUUCAUGGUGGGUAAACAUAGAUGUUUUGCUAUUUUUUCAGGAAGAUGAUAAUAUUCCUCUGAGAAUCUUGUUAUCACUCAUGGACGAAAUAUUUGACCUGAGACAAAGGUAAGAACUCAGCGACAAAUCCAACUCCCAUCUUCGCUCAUAAAAGGACCUCUUGCAUUUGGUUCUGUCAAUGAAAUUUCAAAUUAACGGAUGAGUAGAACAAACAGGUGAAGUAAAUAGUUGGUUCUUAGCGCUCUGUAUAGUUCGAUCACCAAAUGCUAAUUAAUAUUCAGUGAAAAGAUUUGGAGAAAUCCCGGCUUCUUUAUACUGUACUUUUCCCUUUGUGCUGAUCGACUUAUGUCUUAUGUCAAAUACAUGUUAUGGUGAACUCGUCAGUUAAAUUUUUCCUCAUUCAGAAAUCUGUGGCUGAGGCGCCGUAUCAUUGUUUUCCUGAGGCAAAUAAUCCAAACAACUUACGGAGACAGAAUAAAUCGGUAACUUCUCAGAGUUCUUGAUCAAUGUUUGUUUGAGUUAGUGAUUUUGUCGUAUUGUUAAUGUCUAAAGCCUUAUUUAUCCAUAUCCAGUCAUCUGAUCAAGGGAACAGAUAUUUGUAUCUAACGGGGAUCAAUGUUCGCAUUAAUUACAUCAUGGCACAAAUGGCUAUAAUUUUAAUAUUAAGUAUACCGAAUUUUACCAAUCAUUUUGAACAAAUUGGUGAGCAUAACGAUGGUGAUAAUGGACCGGUAAGACCAACUGCUGCCGUUGAUCCUUUUGUGCGAGAGACUUUCUAAAAUUCGUUUUCACAGGAAAAUCGUCGACUAUGUCAAUUACAUGACUUCAGCAGAACAGAUUGCAGAAUAUGUUAAACUCUUUAGGUGAGUAAAAUGUUAAUAAAAUCAUUACGAGGAAGCUUUUCCAUCGAAUAUAUUAACUGCUGCGUAAGAAUGACCAAAGAAUUGGGAACUUUCUCCACGCGAUUGUGAUAAUAUUUGACGGUGGAACCCUCCACCGAUUGGAGGCACCGAUGUUUAAUUAAGAAUUAGUUUACAACAUUAAGAAGCAGAUCGUCGUUGUCCCUUUGUAGCUACUUACUGUAACGAUACUUUGAUGUGUUUCCCUUGAGUAAGUUUGAUUCACACCAGUUGAAAACCUUCGUAAAUGUAGUGAUCGUCAGCAUAAAUGGAUAAAUGUUAAUUGAUGUUUUGGCUAUGGUCGUUUGGAAAAUGUUCCGUCGUAACGGUCCCUGGACCCAAACUCUUUUGCCCCAGACAGACCCUUCUCCAAGAGUUCGACUGAAACACAUAGUCUGGUUAUUUUGAUCGCAAUAAUUUUGAUGCUGUAAUAAAGAGAUACCGUAAUGAUUCGUUUUGUCGCCCUCCUUCCAAUAAGCGCCCCCUGUCUGACAAGCGCCCCCCCUCAAAUUUGUCUUUAUUAAUAAACGCCCCUAUUGAGUUAGCACCCUCAUUCCGAUAAGUGCCCCUUUUCUGUUUCAGUGAUGGCACCGUUAGUAUAAAUGUACAUUGGGAUCAACUGUGUUUCAUCUUCGUUUAAUUGCUUACACAUAGCCUCACAAAAAAAAAUUGUGGCCUGUCUGUUGGAUACAUUUUAUACCACUUCCUCAUUCUUUGUUCCGAGUGUAGGUGAAAAAAGAUAAAAACCAAAAACCUAUUUGAUCGAAGAGGUCUUUGGAUUCGACGUGUUUAAAAACGAGUGCAAGAACUUAACUACGACUAAACAGCAGCUGUACUUUACAGCCAAUUAAAUUUAGUUGUGUGUUUGAUGUGUUUCAGAGACUCCUACUGGCCUGGUGGAAUUUUGGCCGAAGCUUCCCAAGAAAGAAAAAAAGAUGUCAAGAUUAGGACACGAGUGGCUGCUAAAACAAAGAUUUUCGGGAGUAUUCCCGGUGAGCAAGGCAAAGAGUUCAGUAUGUUAAGCAAUUCCUAGGUUCAAGGACUGUUUGGGGUCCACAAUACCUGACUGGUUCGUUAAAGUCACGGAAGACAAAUCCAGUUAUUUUUUUUAUAGCUUUGCCGACAGAUUUACUUUUGUAUUUCGCGUCCCUCAGUUUUGCUCUUUGUUUUGGCUCUCAAACAGUGGAUACGAGCGAAAGAGCGGUCAAACCACAACGCUCUUCUCUUCCACAUUAUGUCGCGCAUCCGCUUUUUUGAGCCUAGAAAGUGGUAACUUGCACAAAGAAAACCCCAAACAACAUUAGUCCUUGGGUUAAUUCUUAAACCAGAGAAAAUCCAAGUUUAGCGUGAAAUACUGGAUUUGUUCUUAUUGCCGAACGUAAUUUGUCCCUUCAAGUUCGCAGUUUUCCGAGAGCGAAGCCUAAGGAAAACUGUUCGCUUCCCACAACAGGUAAUGUCUGCGGACAAGAGUUUAUGUUCUCUUCUUCGCACCGAAUUUAAAAAAAUUUAUCUUACACUGUCUUAUACAAUACCUAAUUACCGUUGAUGUUAUCAAUAAUUUUUCACAGAGGAACUUAAACGUUUCCUUGGUUUAGAAGUAACAAUGGAAGGAGUUUGUUGGUAUGUUUGAUUCUCUUCUUUAUGAAUUUAAACUUGCGGUACGCCAAUUCUAUUGAAAGCAGUUUUUUUUUCACGCGAUUUACUGGGCUUUGAAUUUUAUUGCUUGAUGCUUAAUGCUGACCAGUACAAAAGAGCAUUUUAUCAUUCAGGAACCUAGUGCAUGCUAUUACUUCAGGUUUACCCAUGAGAAAUUUUUAUCGAUGUAGGUACUUUAUUGCUGUUUGAAGACUCGAUUUCAUCCUGUAUAUUUGAAAUAUCAUGAAGUAAUUUUCAGUCCUUGGCUUUCUGACCAGUUCAUUAUCUAAGUGGUUCCUUUCCUUUACAGUGUGUUCGACACCUUUCAGUACUGCAGCCUAAACAAGCGUCUUCUCUAUGUACUGUGUGAAGGUAUUCUGGAGUUGCUUUUCCCUGACAACAAGUUUAACAGCAUUUUUCACAAAAUUCAUGCCAAACCGAAGGUGUGAUGACAGCUGAGAUGAGAAUGCUUUGAUAUUACAUGUUGCUGGUGUGAGAAACCCGCCCAAGCUUUACUUAUGUGUUACUUGUCAGAGAAACGAUGUCAUCGUCAAGAACGCGGGGUAUGCCGGGAGCAUGUAGACUCUGUUGAUGCUCUGUGGACGCUCUACCCAAGCCUUUCCUAGCAACGACUGGGAAUAAGUCUUCUCUAUUUUUUCAUUUCGUGGAGAUUCAUUUAGGGCAAAGCUAACGUGAUUUCUGAACAACAAGAAGUCCCGUCUCAAGGGUACUUGUAUGUUUUCCUUUUUUCCUUUGUUCAUCUGUGAUGAUGUAACAGUUAAAAGACGCUGAUGUCCUGAUGAGUUAAAUUUAAAUUUUCCAGGUGUCUUUUAACGCGAAAGCAACAUAAUUGUACACAACGAAAUAAUAUAUCAUUAUUUUUGGAGAAGAUUAAUUUUUGAAACUAUUAGUAAUCCAAGUAAAACAAAGACGAAGGUUACUUUCCACCUUCAGAGGCCGAAAAAAUCGUUUUUUUCUUUUAUUUGACUACACUGACUUCAAACAUUUUUCCGAGCGUUUCCAAGAAAAAUAUAUUCUGA